AUGGCGACCGACGACAAGUAUGACCGCCAGCUCCGCCUCUGGGGGGCCCACGGGCAGAAGGCGCUGAUGGAGGCGAAGCUCUGCGUGCUGGGCUCCUCCGCCGUCGCCACGGAGGUCCUGAAGAAUCUGGUGCUUCCUGGCAUCGGCAACUUCACGAUCGUGGACAGCGCCAAGGUCGAGGCAGCCGACCUGGGGCACAGCUUCUUCUUGGAGGAGGGCGACGUCGGGAAGCUCAGGGCCGAGGCCGUCUCCGCCAGCCUGCAGGAGAUGAAUCCCGACGUCCAGGGGAGCCACAUCGGCACAGAUCCUGCGCAGGCGAUUGCACAGGGUGCAGAGUUCUUCAAGCCCUUCACAUUGGUGGUCGCCUGCCAGCUGCCCGAGAGAGCCUGCGUGCAGCUGGGCGCCGUGUGCCGGGAGCUCAAGACCCCGUUGAUGCUCAUCACGUCCCUCGGGUUCGUCGGGAAGAUCCGGCAUGUCGUCGCCGAGCACUGCGUCUGCGAGACCAAGCCG
Messenger RNA from Prorocentrum cordatum, 510 nucleotides. The record is from the annotation of a GenBank genome assembly. Lineage: Eukaryota; Dinophyceae; Prorocentrales; Prorocentraceae.